UCCUCCACACUACUGCCUGCUUGCUACCUGCCUCCCACCACUGCCACCACCCCCAACCAUCUCAACUCCGUCUCACUCUCGAUCACUUGCCAGCCAUGGCCGUGAACGACACCAAGCUGGCCGACGCCGAGAACCCGGGCGCGAUGUGCCGCGGCGGCGGCGGCGGCAUCGACUCCGACUCCGACGUGGACUUCGCGGGCCGCGCCAACUGGCUGCGCGCGGCGGUGCUGGGCGCCAACGACGGGCUGGUGUCCACCGCGUCGCUGAUGCUGGGCGUGGGCGCGGUGAAGCACGAGGUGCGGGCCAUGGUGAUCUCCGGGUUCGCGGGCCUGCUGGCGGGGGCCUGCAGCAUGGCCAUCGGGGAGUUCGUGUCCGUCUGCUCCCAGCGCGACGUGGAGAUCGCGCAGCUCGACCGCGACGGCAAGCGCGGCGGCGACGAGGAGAGGGCGCUGCCCAGCCCCGUCCAGGCCGCGGCGGCCUCGGCCCUCGCCUUCUCCGUCGGCGCCCUCCUGCCGCUGCUGGCGGCGGGCUUCAUCGUCGGGUACAAGCUGCGGGUGGCCGUGGUGGUGGCCGUGGCGACGCUGGCGCUGGCGGCGUUCGGGGUCGUCGGCGCCGUGCUGGGGAGGGCGCCCGUGGUGAGGUCCUCCGCCCGGGUCGUCGUCGGCGGGCUGGCCGCCAUGGGGCUCACCUUCGGCCUCAUGCGGCUCUUCCGGGCCAGCGGCAUAUGACGUGCGAUCGGUGGACGAGGUUUUUUUGUUGCCGUCAUCGAUCGUCGUCUCGUCCAUGCUUUCCUCGUGAUCCUACCUACGUACGUGGUGCCAACGCCUUCUUCCCCGGCCGGCUGAUGGCCUGACGUCCGCGCAUGGAAUGUGCAUGCCCGGCCGUGCGUCUCUUCCCUAGUUAAUUCUCUGCUUCUCUCUCUCUCUCUCUCUCUCUCUCUCUCUCUCUC
Messenger RNA from Triticum dicoccoides, 949 nucleotides. RefSeq names its product vacuolar iron transporter homolog 5-like. Gene Ontology annotation, molecular function: manganese ion transmembrane transporter activity. The coding region runs from base 96 to 728 and encodes 210 amino acids. Gene Ontology annotation, biological process: intracellular manganese ion homeostasis. The record is from RefSeq and is a predicted model, not a curated record. Lineage: Eukaryota; Viridiplantae; Streptophyta; Magnoliopsida; Poales; Poaceae. The transcript has a single exon.